CUCACGCUGAGUACAAGUACUUCAAGUUGAUUCGAUGAUGAUAUGUAUACUGCACCUGCACGUUCUAUCACAUCAGAAAUCAGGUCAUCGGAGUGCGUAGCCCGGUCUUUGAACGCUUGGAAGAUCUUCUUGAUGCACGGCAUUAAUGAAUCUUAAUGACGCGCAUCUGACUGAGUCGGACGGAAGAAGACUCUUAUAUGCGAGGCUCGCGCAGUUGGACUUCGGAUCCGGAGCUCACAUACUGACACCAGAACUUAUCAUAACACCUUCUGGCCACCGUCACCCACCCAGUCUACGGACCAGUUCACGCACGCAGUGCCACGCACAUACUUUACACAUGGUUUUGCUGCACACACGACAGACGGUCAAGGCAUGAACACUUCACACCUGAUCUUUCAUUCUCAGAACUAACUCUCGUGCUUCGUUUACAGUAUCUUCGAGGUUUGUUGUUGGUUUGCCCCCCCCCCCCAUUCUACUUUGUGCUCAAAACACUGAAAAAGUUGCACCGGCCGCGAUUUGGAUACUCGAUUAUUUUUUGACUUUUGAACAUGAAGUCCGUCUGUUUAGCAGCAUGAGCUACUGGAGCAUUGCGAUUGUCAUGUUUAUCCUGACUAGAUAUGCUCCCGUAGUAUGGAUCAUCAGCGAAAUAUAUGUCACUCUUAAGCGACAAUCAGU
Messenger RNA from Suillus subaureus, 675 nucleotides. RefSeq lists its product as uncharacterized. The record is from RefSeq and is a predicted model, not a curated record. Bases 146 to 376 code for a protein of 76 amino acids. The transcript has 3 exons. NCBI's taxonomy places the organism in Eukaryota, Fungi, Basidiomycota, Agaricomycetes, Boletales, Suillaceae.